Acanthopagrus latus (yellowfin seabream) is the source of this 5587-nucleotide messenger RNA. It is a transcript of the gene nckap5l, whose product is annotated as NCK-associated protein 5-like. Gene Ontology annotation, biological process: microtubule depolymerization; microtubule bundle formation. NCBI's taxonomy places the organism in Eukaryota, Metazoa, Chordata, Actinopteri, Spariformes, Sparidae. The transcript has 13 exons. The record is from RefSeq and is a predicted model, not a curated record. The coding region runs from base 386 to 4603 and encodes 1405 amino acids. Gene Ontology annotation, cellular component: microtubule plus-end.
UUUUUUUUUUAAUUUCUCCAUGUUUGUGGAAGAAGGGCGUAACAUCGUUAACCCUGUCGGAGGGGGACUCGACUCGGUGUAGGCAAGGGUUUGGGGUUUUGAGGGCCUGUCCCAUGAAAGAAAAGACAUUUUUCUGAGCCCUGUCUCUCUCUUUUUUUAGCCCCUUUAACGUUUUUUCGGUUUUGUUUAACGGCAUAACAUGCUAGCUUAAACGCAGCCCUGUCGCAGUUUUAGCCUCGUUUUUUUAGGGGUCGAAACCUGAAACAGGAACAUGGAAAAGGAACUGUCAUCAGAGUCCUCUCCUUGGUUUUGUUGUUGGGAGACAGAGGUGCCUGACUGGAGACUGACUCCUCUUCACGGAUCAUAAAGAGAGCUGAAACUGCAGAUGAGAACAAUGUCUGAUGAGACAGAACAGAGAAUGGGUGACGAGGACUUUGGCUCGGACGAGGAGGGAGACGUGGAGUCUUACCUGGAGGACAACAGCAGUGAGCUCAUGGACCGACUGAGAGAGCUGGAGGCAGAAAACUCUGCUCUGAUGUUGGCCAAUGAGAGUCAGAGAGAAGCGUAUGAGAGAUGCUUGGAUGAGGUGGCCAACCACGUGGUCCAGGCUCUGCUGAAUCAAAAGGAUCUGAGAGAGGAGUGCAUCAAGCUGAAGAUGUUGGUGUUUGACCUGGAGAGACAGAACAGAGCGCUUUGUGAGCUCUUUCAGCAGAAGCUGCCCAACCACCCCACCGCUCACUACCAGGUCCAGGCGGGACCCCUCCCAGACUACAAUGCACAGCUGCACAAUGACUCUGCCAAACAGGUGGAGCCUGCACAGACUGAAGCACAAGCCAAGGGAAAUGGCUACCGCACACAACAUGCCUCCCCAGGGCCUCGUGGAACAGCCGCCUCCAUGGAGGCCCUGUCUCCCUUCUUCAAAAAGAAAGCACACAUCCUGGAGGUCCUUCGGAAGAUGGAGGAGACAGACCCUCUGAAGUUCCAUCCAUCCACCACAAGCUUGUCUUUCUGCGACUACAGCCAGGUGCUCAUGUCCACGGAGGCAGUUUUGGCUUCCGCGGACCCUCUCCCAUUACAGUGCAAAACCCACCACACACACUGCCACUGCUCCCGCUCUGACACUGACACACACCAGCAUGUCAACGGCGACGGUGCAGCGAAGUGUGAGGGAGGGAACACCUGCUGUUUACACUGCAAGAGGAGCCCGGACAGUCCUCCAAAGCCAUGCAACCAUGUCUGUAGUCCUUCUAAAGCCAACUCCGCCACCCAGAGCCAUGUACUUCCUGCAGCUGCUAUAAGCGAAUGUCACAGUAAGAGCAGAACAGAGUCUGUUCCCUCGUCUAAACAAAGCACCAAGAAUGAAGCCCACCAGCAACCAGCAGCCGCCCACUCCUCACUGACGGAGACAGCCGGUCAGAGCCUGGAGGUGAUGGGAGCAGAGCAAGAGCAGGAUAGCUCUGACAACGCUGCCGCUUCUGAAGAGCUCACUGGUUUCUCUGCCACCUCCCACCUGCCCGGUUCUGUGAAGGAGAGCGUGCAGAUCCCUCACUGUGACUUGGAGACAAGCGAUGGUAUUCACAAUGGCCUGGCGCUCAACAACGCCAUGUCGAUUGACCCCUCAGCCGUCCUUGAUAAAGACAGCAUGGACCAAGAGGCUUCAGUGAGAGCCGGUGCCACCGUCAGCCCCAGCCCCUCCUGCCUCAGUGAUGUCAAAGCCGCCGCCAUCAACUCCCCGUCCAAACUGCUCAAGUUCUUGAAGAUCCCCUCGAUAGGCGAGAAGUCUCAGGCUUCAACCUCCGCCGUCCGUCUGAGCCCCCAACUCACCCGCAGCUCCAGGAUCCCCUGUCGCACCAACAACUACGAGGUGUACCACUCUCCUGUUCCCACACGCAGAGCCACCACCACAGAGAGGUGUAGGCAGCCCCCUCCACCACCCUCCAGGUCGGAGUCCUACCCCGCCACACACUCAGCCCCGACCUCCCCCCCGCAGCCUGAAGACGUAUGCUCCCUGCCCGCUAAGGAAAUAAGCUACAGCAGUCUCUCUGCACCUAAAGCCAGCGCAGGCUCAAAGAUGGGCGCUCCCCAGUCCUCCUCACCCAAAGUAUCUCAGAGGGUCCCUCAUUAUGAAAAUGUCUGUAACAUGUCUAGCAACUCUAGAGAGGAGGAUUCGACUCAGAGCCUUGAGAAAAGAACCACACUUCCCUCCCAGAUAAAGGCGAACGGUGGUGAGAGGAAGCUCGUUAAGUCGCUACCAGAAAGUGUCCUCAACCCCCCUCCUCAACGCAAACAGUCAUCCUCGUCCACGUCAGAGUCCACAUCAGAUGAUGAAGAGGAUUCAGACAGCCCGGUGUGGGUCAACCAUCACAGUCUGCCCAACUCCGCCCUCAGCAAAGCCCAGGGCAGAGUCAACUACUCUCAAACCAGAGAGAAACAGGAGGAGAUCACUGUGCAGAGCUCUGAGGUCGCCCAUCCUCUGCCUCCACCCAGGAGGAGCGAUGCCUCUUCCAUCCCCAAGAGGCCUGUGGCUGGGGCAGCCAGAGCCCAGGCUGAUUCCAGUCACCACGCUUUCAAAGACAGGCUGGCUGCGCUGGGAAAGCUGAGGAGCUCUGAGGAUUUACAAGUUGGUCUCAGGCCAAUUGAGACGGUGAAUGAAGGCACGUACGGGGAAGAAAGGUGUAAGACAGCUGAGAGGCCCAUGGAGAUCCAUAAAGAGGAACAGAGACACUCAAAAUUCACAGACUCUUUGGAUGGUAAACCCAAAAGUAGUGGUAGUGGUUUGAAGUACCCGGGGUCCUCUCAGCUGUAUGAACAGGCAGGAAAGUCUCAGUCUUCUGGUGCAGCUGUGGUUAAACAGGAACUGUGUGUGACCAAGACUGAAGGCUCCAAGAGCAAAAUAGGUCUGCCGUCCCCCAACACAGACGCUCCGCAGGUACUACGCAACAACAUCAAGUGUCCUGGUUCCCUGAAUCUGGCCUAUAACCUUAAACCAGGUGUUGGUCCUCACAGUAGCAACAGCCCCAACAAAAUCCCUCCGAAGUCGCCGUCCAAACCUUGCCAGCCCCCGUCCGUCCACAGAGGGGGGAAGCCCUCAGAGGCCCCACGGUACUCGUCCAAAUCAGAGGAGAGGACCAAGAUCAGCGGGAAAGGGAAAAAGAAUCCGAUGUACGGAGACAGCCUGCCACCUCCUCCUCCCAGACCGCCAACAUCAGACGGGGAGAAGCAGGUGCAGCCGGCCCCCAGCCCGCAGUCAGCCAUCGAGCAGAAGGUGAUGAAGGGCAUCGAGGAGAACGUGUUGAAGCUGCAGGAGCAGGACCGAGGAGUACAGAGCACAGAGGUCAAGCAGAAAGCCUCCAACGGCAUCGCGAGCUGGUUCGGCCUGAAGAAGAGCAAGCUGCCCGCUCUGAGCCGCAAAACCGACGGGACCAAAGCAAAGGACGAGAAGAAGGAAUGGAAGAUCAACAUCCCGUCGGUGGGCAGGGACUCUGUGAAAAUGGCCUCCAGGUGUAAAGAAGGAGUGGAAGGUCUGAACAUCUCGACUCUGAUGGAGAAGGCCGAGGGGCUGAGGAGGGCCCUGGAGGAGGAGAGGGCGUACGUGGAGAGGUCAGGCCGGGGUCACUCCUGUGAGGUGGUGAUGGACCAAGCUCAGGGACAGCUGGCUGUCAUGUACAGAGGAGCGCGCUCCGACAACUUCAUGCAGCAGCUGCUCAACAGAGUGGACGGGAAGGACAUGAUCAGCAUGCCACAGCGCCGCCUCUCCUUCGACUGUAAGACCUCCAAGCCGGUGUUCAGCCAGCAGAGCGACAUCAUCAGUCACACCACCAGUCGAGACGACAUGGAGAAGGGAUCAGACAGAAUCGGCAAGAUCACAUCAGACGAGAACCUCGCUGAUUCAGUUCACUCGCAGCACUUCGCAGGUUCUGGUGCUUCCACGUACACUCUGGACAGCGGCAUCGGUACGUUCCCGCUGCCCGACUGCAGCAGCGGUGCAGCAGGACGGGGCCUGUCCAAGACGAGGGCCGGGGCCGAGCACCACUCCUCGGGCUCCCCGGGGAGGGCCGGUCGACGGGCCCGGACGCUGGAGAGAGAUCUGACGUCACAGGAGGAGUGCUACGUGCCUCACAAACAGCUGAUACCCACCAUUCAGUACGGCUCCAUGCUGGAGGGGAGAAGCUCCGCCGGCGUCAUCAGAGAAGGAGAGGCUCAUGGAGCGAACAUGUUUUCUCCUCGCUCCAAGACUUGGACCUUCCCCAACCUGAAGACUCCAGCAGGACCUGCAGAGGUUUACCUGGCAGUGGAGGAGGAGGAGGAGGAGGCGGUGUCCUUCGGAUCACCAUUCAGAGGGGGCAUGAAGGCCGGCGGUCCCUCCUCCAGCCGGGUGGUUGACCCGGGCAGCCUGCCCGUCCCCGCCCAGUCGGGGAUGAGCCGCAGGGGGAAGACUCGCACUCCCAGCGUCCCCGAGAUGAGCCGGGAGCCCGGGCUGGAGCUGCUCAGGGAGCGUCCGGAGGAAGCCAUCUCCCCGAGCCGCCCUCAGGUCCUGGAGACCCCCGAGUCGCUCAGCGAUUCUCUGUACGACAGUCUGUCGUCCUGCGGCAGCCAAGGAUGAUCCAGCCAAUGGCGGGGGAGGACAGAGAGGACUGGAUGCUCAUCUCGUCCACAGACAAUAACACAUCUCCUGGUCGCUGGCUGUACUGUGAUGCUGCUGACCCGCCGCCACCUUUGAGGAAAAGAAACUGUGCCCCGUUGAUGUCCGCGAGAAUAUUGUGGUGAUGAAGCCGUCUCAUCAGCUGUUUCUCUGUUGCAACUGGAAAGGUGGAUCGAUAAGACUUCUCCUCAGGAUUUCCAAUAAACAUGAAGCCAAAAGCCACCCAAAUAAUAUAGGUUGUUCACUUUUUCACAAUCAGACUUGACUGUGGACUCGUCUCUUUAAUUCAUGUGUACAGGACUACAAAACGCAUGGCUAAGCUAAUGAUUAGCACAAAAGUUGUCACUCCUGGUAGUUGUUCAGCAACCUGUCUUUUGUUUUUCUCAUCCUGGUAGAUGGAUCUUUGUUCAGUGCAUCAAUGCAGACGUGACGCGCCGAUCAGUUCUGUACUGUAUCGAUACAUCAUCAUUUCACCACACAAUGUAUUGAAGAAAACAAAACAAAACAUGGAGCUCCUUAAAAAAUGAAUGUUCAUGUCUGUGAUUCUUUAUUGCUAAACUCAUGCAUCACGAUUUUAAAUGUAUAAACGAUUUUAUUGAUCAUGUUGAUAUUGUUUUGCGACCGAGGAAGGUUGUCAGUAUAUGUCUGUUUUAAAUCAUAAUGCAUUUAAAGGUAAUAUAUACCAGCAAUAAUAACAUAGAUAAGAGAAAUGGCUACACUAUUCAAUGAAUAUGUAUUUCUAUUAUUUAUUUAUUUUAAAUGUACAUCAUCUUUUUUUUUUUUUUUUUAAAUCUUUUAUUCUGUGAAAAUUGCAGUCUCUUCGCCUAGUAGAUUAUGUUCAUAUCUUGUAUUUCAACAUCUCUGUUGCUGUUCGUUCCCUAGCCAAUAGAGGUCCUAUGUACCUACUGCCGUUUUUCAACUUUCUAAUUAAAAUGUUUUGAUUUA